GAAAAAGGAAAUGAAACCAGAGACAGAGGGAAGCUGAGCGAAAAUAGACCUUCCCGAGAGAGGAGGAAGCCCGGGGAGAGGCGCACGGUCCCCUCCCCGCCCCCGGCCGCCGCCCCCUCUCUGCCCUCGGCGGCGAGCUGCGCGCCGCGACCCGGGCGAAGGUGCGAGGGGCUCGGGGCGGCCGGGCGGGCGCGCACCAUCUCCGUGGGCGGCGCGGAGCCGGCGACAGCGCGCGAUCGGAACCGGGCGGCGGCAGCGGCGGUGGUGGCGGCGGCGGGACCGGGAUGGAAGGUUAAGUCCUGAGCAGCAGCAGCAGCUGCAGCCGCCCGGGGCCAGGCUGCGCGCCCCGGCCCCCGCCUCGGCCGCGGCGCGCCCGCAGCCCGGUGAUUCGCUCUCUCUCUUUGGCGUUUGAAGGGAGCGCGGUGACUGUCCUUGAGCGCGGAGGGGCGAGCUCGCCGCCGGAGCGCCGGAGCAAGCGGAGGCGCAGGAGCGGCGGCGGCGCCCGAGCACCCGAGGGGGUCCGAGCCCCGGCAGCCGGCCAGCCCCGCGCCACAAAGGGAGCGCCCCCGCCGCCCGGCACGCCGCCUCCCUCCCCAAUGUCCUCGGCCAUCGAAAGGAAGAGCCUGGACCCGUCUGAGGAACCAGUGGACGAGGUGCUGCAGAUCCCCCCAUCCCUGCUGACAUGCGGCGGCUGCCAGCAGAACAUUGGGGACCGCUACUUCCUGAAGGCCAUCGACCAGUACUGGCACGAGGACUGCCUCAGCUGUGACCUCUGUGGGUGCCGGCUGGGCGAGGUGGGGCGGCGCCUCUACUACAAGCUGGGCCGGAAGCUCUGCCGGAGAGACUAUCUCAGGCUUUUUGGCCAAGAUGGUCUCUGCGCAUCCUGUGACAAGCGGAUCCGUGCCUAUGAGAUGACGAUGCGGGUGAAGGACAAAGUGUAUCACUUGGAAUGUUUCAAAUGUGCCGCCUGUCAGAAGCAUUUCUGUGUGGGCGACAGAUACCUGCUCAUCAACUCCGACAUAGUGUGCGAACAGGACAUCUACGAGUGGACUAAGAUCAAUGGGAUGAUAUAGGCCAGCGAGCACCUGAACACGCUCCAAGUGUUCACUGACGACAGUCUCUGUGGGGUCUUCACUCGUAGGCACUUUGGGGGUUCGAGGGUGGGGUGAGGCAUUUUUUAGGUGAUGGUAGACCCUUGCUGGGCACCAAGACAUAGCAUUCAAGUGACAUAAUGCAAGGGCCAAGACUUCGAGGGGGCGAAAUGACCAGUCCUUAGGGAGAACUUAGGGUCACAGCCUAUCCAUAGUAACUGACAUGAUUAGCAGAAGAAGGAACAUUUAGGGGCAAGCAGGCACUGUGCUUUCAUGACGGAAUUUCACACCUACAGAUAGGGAGUUGUAUAAAGACUUGUUAUGACUUUGACGCUUGCCAACUAGAGAUGUGCAAUUGAUUUCUUUUCUUCCUGGGUUCUGUAUCAACCCUGUUCCAAUCACCGUCCUCCACACAAGGGAAGGGCGGAGAGGAGAAUGCUCAUUCUUUUUUUCUUAACCACCUUCCCGAGGCCCAUAAGCUUUGGACCCAAGAAAACCUGCAUGGAGACACAGUUCAGUUGAGAAUGGAAACCACCACUUUUAACCAAACAAUUAUUUAAAGCGAUGCUGAUGAAUCACUGUUUUUAGACACCUUCGUUUUGAGGUGAGGAGUUCCACAGAUUGUUUCUAUACAAAUAUAAAUCUUAAAAAAAAAAGUUGUUCAACUAUUUUAUUAUCUUAGAUUAUAUCAAAGUAUUUGUUGUGUGUAGUGAAAAAAAAAAACCAACUCUGCAGACUUAAUAAAAAUGACAGACUGA
Lemur catta (Ring-tailed lemur) is the source of this 1849-nucleotide messenger RNA. RefSeq names its product LIM domain only 2 (gene LMO2). Gene Ontology annotation, molecular function: DNA-binding transcription factor binding; transcription coactivator activity. The transcript is spliced from 3 exons. Gene Ontology annotation, biological process: positive regulation of transcription by RNA polymerase II. Bases 597 to 1073 code for a protein of 158 amino acids. NCBI's taxonomy places the organism in Eukaryota, Metazoa, Chordata, Mammalia, Primates, Lemuridae. Gene Ontology annotation, cellular component: nucleus. The record is from RefSeq and is a predicted model, not a curated record.